Adineta steineri is the source of this 1134-nucleotide messenger RNA. The record is from the annotation of a GenBank genome assembly. Lineage: Eukaryota; Metazoa; Rotifera; Eurotatoria; Adinetida; Adinetidae.
AUGACAUCAAUUCAACAAAAAGGUAUAUCUUCUGAACGUAUUAGUCAAUCAACAUCCGUCAAUGUUGAUGAUCUUGAAUGUUCUAUUUGUCGUGACCUACUUUGGAAACCUGUUGCUUGUCGAAAAUGUGAAACACCGUUUUGUUCAACAUGUAUGAAUCGAUGGCUUGCUAAUAGAACAAUAACAUGUCCGACUUGUUGUGAUACAUAUAUUGAACGCAAGUGUCCUCCAUUUGUUACUAAAGUACUCUCACAUUUACAGAUUAUUUGUUUUUAUCAAGCUAAUGGUUGUCAAGAAAUAUUACCGUAUGAAGCAUUAGAUAAACAUGAGAUUGAAUGCGGUUAUCAAUUUGCAAAGUGUCCUGGUUGUCAAUUGGAAAUGUUAAAGAAAGAUUUUCUUAAUCAUAAGAAAUCUUGUGAAUUAGUUCCAAUGACUUGUAAAGAUUGCAAACUUAUGUACAAAAGAAAUGAAGCUACUACGAAACAUACGGAAAAAAUAUGUUUACGAAAACAAUUAAAACGAUUAAAGCAUGAAUAUAAAGAGAGUAAGGGUGCAAUUCAGAAAUUAAAUAUAGAAUUAAGAGAAAUACGUCAUUUAUAUUCUUCUAUCAAACCAACUGUAAUCACAUUUGAAGAUUUACCAAGUGCUGCUAAAAAUUUAUUGCACAUGCCAAAUGUUUAUAAAGGAUUUCGAUGGACUAAAAUCUCGUAUAUGCAUGAAUUAUUAGCAAUUAAAAAAUAUUCAAAGAGUGGAUAUGUAUCAUCUUUCUUGCCUGGUGAUAGUUUACAUGUCGGUUUCUUCGGUGAAACUGCUACAAUCAGUAUUGAACCUCCAAAUGAAACAUUUUCUCUUAUUUCAAUUAUGGCAUGUGCUGCUUGGAACGAUGACCUAGAGUUAACUAUUACAGCAUAUCGAAAAUCAAUUGAAGUUAAUCAACAUAGUGUAAUUCUUCUUUUUGGUAGACCUCAACGUAUUAUGCUUCAAUGGAAAAAUAUAGACAAAGUUGUUUUCAAACCAUCUGGUGGCACUGCACAUCCAGGAUGUGAUGAAGGACCAGGAGCUCAUGUUUCACUAACUCAAUUGACAAUUGAUGAUCUUUCCUUGUCGAGUUCGAACUUCCUCACCUUUGACUAA